Molecule: messenger RNA, 1752 nt
Organism: Aspergillus bombycis
Lineage: Eukaryota; Fungi; Ascomycota; Eurotiomycetes; Eurotiales; Aspergillaceae
Product: C6 zinc finger domain protein
Exons: 1
Coding region: 1-1752 (583 amino acids)
Biological process (GO): response to xenobiotic stimulus; regulation of DNA-templated transcription
Molecular function (GO): zinc ion binding; DNA-binding transcription factor activity, RNA polymerase II-specific
Source: RefSeq, a predicted model, not a curated record
AUGUCGACAACAAUCGCCAAGCGCAAGCGUGCGAGGAAGGCAUGCAUUCCUUGUCAUCAGCGGAAGCGAAAAUGCGACAACGUAUAUCCUUGUGGCAUGUGCACCACCUACGGAUACAACUGUAGAUACACCGACGACAAUCCCACUGGUACACUGGACGGCGACGUACCUAUUCCGCCUCCAGCCAAGCGCGUCAGUCUCGACGGUCAAUGUCGUCUGACAAGUCAGGACGCCACAAACCGCAGUCCGAGAACCCGGUCUCAUAUGGAGCGAGGUUGCCGCGACGGCGACGGUUUGUUGACCAAGAGUCCGACCGUCGUUGCCGGUGCUUCCCCAGGCAUCUUCGACGAGCUGAAGUUCAGAUACUCCGGGGCAUCGGCGGCCAUGGCAUUCCCGCACAUCCUGGGUGUGGCUCUCGGUUCCGAUAGCCCUCCAAAAAUGCGGCCGUUCGCGUACAACUUCGGCAUUCGCCCCGAGGAGGCGUCUAAUGCCCACUCCUUUCUUGGAAAUAUCAUCUCGGAGGACGACCUUGGCGUUUUCUCGCAUGCCUUCUUCUCGGUAUUAGGCCCCAUCACCGACGUGAUGGACCGAAGAAUCUACGCCCAGCGAUGUCGGGAUUAUUACCGUACUUUGGGCAGCAAUGCGGUCGCCUUUGCCGCCGUGGCGGCUGGCGUUGCUGCUCUUGGAUCAUUCCUAUCUCCUAAGAGACAUCCGCGGGAGUCUGACCUGGUGCAAUACGCUAAAGCGAUCCUCGAUGACCCGGCGUCCAUGCGUUUGCAUGGCAUCGAUCAUAUCCUCGCAUGGGGCAUGCGAGUGCUUUACCUACGCGCAACAACCCGACCCAGCAAUGCUUGGAUCGCGUCGUGCACGCAAAUGCACCUCUGUGAAGCCAUAGGGCUCCAUGAGGAAGAGACCAUUAAGAAGAUUGCGUCCAUGGCUGGCGCCGCUGUGCUUGGACAGGAUGCGGACCGGCUGAGGAGAAUUUUCUGGAUCUCGUGGGCCGGGCAUAACAUGCUGUCCUAUGAGUACGAUCGUUCGCCGGUAGGAUUUCGAGCCGUGACUUGCCAGCCUAUCAUCUCGAUACCAGGCUCUGUUGCCGAUCAGUUCGUACAACUGAUCCAGAUCAUUCCGUCACCCAAUUCGCCGUUCCAGCUCGAACUGCAGCCUCCAAAUCCGAGUGGGGGGCUGUUUGAGCGUCUCACGGCGCUGCACGAGCUCCAAGUUGCCCACCCGUUCCUAGUGGUGACGAAGGCGGACAUUGCAUUCUGCUUCUAUCGACGACUUUACCAGCUCAAGGCCCACAUACCGGAUGAUAUCAUCCGGUUCGUCAUUGAUAGCGGCGACGCCGCAGUGGAGGCGGCCGAGCAGCAAGCUAGCCAGGGUCGUCUGUUCUGGAAUGUCAUCGGCAGCGUCUUCCAGUAUACCUGCAUCCUGCUGGCCAUUGACACGCCCGCGGCCACCGCCCACAUCGGCGCCGCAUUCACGGGCUUGGAGAACCUUGUCCAGGCGGCCGAUACAGCACUGACGCGCGAGGCGUUGUCGAUAGCGCGGCACCUACUAAGCCUUCAUACGGCAAAGAAGCGAAAAGAACUUGCUCAACUAGAGGCUGUCGAGGCGGGCUAUGAAUUCUCUCAGGCACUGCCCGUGUCCGAGGCUAACACUGCAGUGCCAGAUAUAGAUUGGUCAGUGGACUGGGAUCAAUUUUUUAUUGAGCCAUAUAUAUCGAUGCUCGGCCCUGACGUCCAGCUCUAG